UUGCUGCACCCAUAGAGAGCCCGACUCUCAGUCUCUGUUUAUUGCACAGAUGAUUUCAUUGCCAUAUCUGCUAUUUGUUUGCAUUGGCCUGUGUAAAAUCUUAUCUUGUGUGUUGAUGGAUUACACAACGGAGCCAGUAUGUGUCAUAUUAAGCAAGCUAUCAAAACAGCACUAGGAGUUUCUCUCACUUUGCUGGCAGAUCCAUCGCCAACCGCUCUCACCUCUGGGUUUGUUUGCGUUCUGGAUGGAUACUCAUCAAUGCAGGAGCCUUGUAGACUAAAGAGGGAUUGGGCUUGAUUUGUACAUCCCUCUUGACAAAUGACAUAAAUACACAUUAAGCAGUGAAAGCGUUUGUUUUAGGAACUCUUUAAAACCCCUCCAGAGGCCAAGAAAUGCUCCAUACAACAAAAACCUUGCAGUGCUUUUUAAGCUGGGAUGGGGAGUGGGGUGCAAAGGCAUGGAGUCUGGUUGAGGUUUUGGAUGGGAGUAGAGGAAUUCUGGCCACAUAAAGACACCCAGUCGCUUGAUCUCAAAGAUUUUGACUUUGUGAUGUCUCACGUCAUUGCUCAAUCGCACACCCACACCCUUCACUGUGUUUGGGCACGCUGUAUGGUACGCGCUUUGCUCUAUAGACCGCAGCUCAGCGGGCCCUGCAGGGUCUGCGGCGCUGGUCGCUCUCUGGCAUAAAUCAACAUUCAUUCAGUCAUUCCGAUGAAGUAUAAUUGUGAAAGAAGAUGGGCUGUAAAAGGCCCUGGUUUCUGGAAUUUAUCUCCAAUUAAAAUAACUUUUCAUUUGACAUUUCUGGACACAAAAACUUUCAUUCUAACAAAUUCAAAUGAGAGGAAAGAAGUGCAUAUGAUUUAAAAAAAUAUUUUAAUAAUAAAGUCCAAGUCCAUUCUCAUGGAUGGAUGGAUACUGGUUUUUUACAUUUUAAUUUAAUUUAGUUUCAGGGUCUGAUGGUUUCAACUUCAGAUACCCUUGGACUGGCAAGAGUUUGUUUGAUGAUCGUCUGAUUAUUACUUAUUACGGCACACUAGAAAGCAUUUCUUGAUCAGUAACAGGCAACAGACUCAAAAGAGGAGAAUGUAAACCAGAACACUUAGGAAAUUCUACACCUUCAGAAGAAAAGCCCAGAUAUGGUGGAAUGUGUUCUAACAUUUCCUCCACUGGUCCGUUCAGCCACACAAGGAUACAGAUUCUACAGUAUGACCCAGUUUUUGCUGACAAAGCCUUUAUUCUGGGUACGAUCGACACGGUGGUCUGAAUGUGGCUGACGGCCUCAAAUAUCACCCAGUCUGCUAGAGAGAAAGAGAGAGCGAGAACGAGAGCGUAACUCCAUGUGAGACAGAGGGGGAGGUGAACGUAAGGAGGACCUGUAAAGGGGCUGUACAAACUACCCAUAACAUACACACCGAAGCACUUGGGAGUACAGGAAGCAGCAGUGGAGAGGAAGAUCACUGACUCAUUGUACCCUGGCAGCAGUGGAGGUUCAUCCAGUGGCCUUUCAUUUCAACUACACAACUAGAGACAUUAAGCCCUGUCUGGAUAUACCAUAUACUUGCCCGAGGAGUCUUUUUGAACCUAAUCUGAAACAAGCAAAUAAACUAUGCCACUGUGAUGGUGGGUUAGAGAUCAUAUCACUGGGCUUAAGCCACCCAUAUAGUCUCGGUCAGUAAUACAGGGAUAAGGAAUGAAAACUAUAGAAACCAUUCGUUUAAAAUCCAAACAAUAUGGACUGAGCACAAUUAAGCCUUGCUUGAAAGUUUAGCGAUUACAAUAGCCGCAGUCAGAACAUUUGGACAACCUUUCGGCUGAAUGUGUUUUUUCAUGUGCUAAUGAAACGACAGGAAAGCACCAAGCACUCCCCUUCAUCUUAACAUUGUUGAAACAUUUUGAGAGCAAGGGCUACACGUGCCUUUAAAGAAACAGUCUGCCUCGGGGAGAUUGCGAUAAACUCGAGGGACAUGUUUUGGUGACUUUGACUCAAAAAGAAAGACAAAUAUCUGGAUAAGACAUCGAAAACAGACGCAAAUAGAACAGAGGACAGUUUGCCAGCCUUUGCCGCAUUUGCACAAGAGCAUAUCCCAGUUGUGAAAUUUUCUUGGCACUUUUCCAUGGGAACUGAUCCAGGGUGCAUUGAGAAGUACCUCCAGGGAGGUCUUGUUAGAGUUUGAAUAAUAUUGUGUGGAUUGAAAGCAAAAGUACAUUUCUCUACUCCGAAGGAUUACCGUGAAGAAAAUGUCCAGCAAAAUGUAGAGCUUUAGUUUAACUUUGAUCCUGCUUUUGAUCUUUGUUUCUUCAAAAGUCGGGAAGCAUAAAACAGUCAGCGGAUCCCGAAACCACCUCUUACAAGUCAAACUUACGCCCCAGCUGAGAAAAAGCUUUUGUCAUACCCAGGCAAGUGUGCCAGCUAAAAGGGGGCUCAGCGAAAGAAGAGAGUAUCUUAAGCAAGAACGAAGUGAGGCGGGCUGGGAUGGAGUGCAGACAUGAGCCUGCUAGAAGAGGGGACAGCUGGGGUGGGCCUACCACUACAACAUCCUCCACCCUCAACAAGACAGGAGCAAACACGUCCCUGGAGAGGCACAGUACUAACAACUUGGAGAAGGAUGACCACCACUGUGGGGUCAAAGCAAAGCCAGGCUUGACGUCCUGCCAGAUGGAGCGGAGAACAAACCUCAGCAGAAGUGCCAGUUUGUCGGAGAAGGAGCUGAAGGAGGCACGGACCAAGAGUCAGAUCAUUGCUGCUCAGCUCCAGGCCAGUUCCAACUCUAAAGGCGUCCAACUUUUCAACCGGCGCAGACAGAGAGUGAACGCUUUCACACUUGUAAGCGUCGGAGGAGGGGGAGUGGAGGCAUCCAAGAAUGUAAUUGAUUCAUCUUUUGAAAGUCCACGGACAUGGAACAAACAUCACUUGACUGAGGACCAGGACAAGGAGUUGAAUCGUAAGAACCUCUCGUGGAUGGCCGACAGAAUCAGCAGUACUGGGAGUGACAUGGAAGAUGCUAGUGAGGUUACACAGGAGGAUGUAGCAGAAGAAAGCGGCCAAGACAGACACUUUCUCCCUGUCAACGAGAAGGAUGAGGAGCUCUCAGAAGACGUCACGGAGCAUGUGAAGGAAGAGGUUACUCUUAGAAGUGAUAAUACCCCUGCUGUUAUGGACAGAACUGGUCAAGAUGAAGCUGAAGACAAUGGAGCACACAAUAAAGAAAUCCCAAAUGGAUACAGUGCACAAUGCAAUGGAAAAGCAGAUAAGACAGUGACUAAACAGCCCACCAUCAUGAACAGAACAGCUCGCCCAUUUUUCUCCCCGACAACAGUAGGAUCCUCUGAAGCUACAAGUCCAGUCAUGGACAUCCCUCCAGCCCCAUCUGAUGACUCUACAACACACUUUGAACCUUCAACUUACCCAGUGCACCCAAGACCUGUUUUCUCUCCACCACCUCCUCCUUCAUAUCCAACGCCUCCUCUCCCCAGCUACUCCAGCCCUCCUCCACCUAACACAGCCCAUGCUCCCUCACCUCAGCCUUCUUCUUACAUCCGCCCAUAUGUCCCCAGGCCUACAUUUGUCCCUAACCUUAUGAGUGAGAAGAGAUCUGUAACUCCCAUCAGAUCGGGCAUCCUUGACGAGGGCCGGGCUCGCAGAGUGACCCGCAAGUCGAUGUUCACAUUUCAGGAGAAGCCAAAAGUGGCUCCGAAUCCCGAACUCCUGUCCUUGGUGCAGUGUGCAGAUGGAAAGAAGAAAAAACCCCAGCCAUAUGCAGGGCAGGAAGAGGAGCUGCUGGAUCUCGGGGCUGAAGCCUCAAACUUCCUGGCCAAGGACAAGGAUAUUCACGAGGAAGCUGCGGUGCCAGAGUGGGCCUCGAGUUUGAAAAGCUCCAGGACACGUGCCAGGAUAGAGCACAAGCCUGAGCAAGCCCUGACCAAUGCUUCAGGAAAAGGAGCCGAACUGUUUGCCAAGCGCCAGUCGAGGAUGGAAAGGUAUGUCCAUGACAGCAAGGACCUGAGAGCUCCCUCUCCUACCAUGUCCUUGCCUCCUUCGUGGGUGUAUCCAUCCAACAUGCCCGGUCGAGUAAAGGCCAUAGUAAACUCCUCCAAUAUAAGUACACAAAUUUCAAAAACACUUCAAGCUCAGCAGGCAACUCAGAAAAAGACUGUCCCUGCCAAAACACCAGCACCUGUUCCGGCUCCACCUCCAGAAAUACCCUUGGAGAAUGGCUGCACUAAAAUCGACAUGGAGCUGUCCAAACAUCAGCCAUACCAGCUCAACUCAUCCCUCUUUAUCUUCAACCCAAUGAAAGAUCCCUACAGCACUCUUCCCAGAGCCGCCCCAGCUCCUAAAUCUGUCGUGACAGCUCACUCCUACUCCAGACAGUCAUCCCUUCCAACAAGCCCAUUGCCAUCACCCUACAGCCCAUCUGCCGCCUAUCGGUCAGCCCAUUGCUUUUCGCCUCCUAUGACACCUCUCAGUCCCAUCAAAGCAGGCAGUGUCAGUUCCCCAGUGUCACCUUUAGCUCCAGAUCGUGUGGCUUCACCUCGCUCUGGCGUCAAGCUCCACGUCCCACGUUCUCCACCAAAAAAGCUGGUAUCAGCCCACAGGUGUGGAAACCCUCUUCGUUCUUUUAAACCUUUUAAUUUCUGCUCUUCUUUGCUUUAUGUACUCUUCAGACCAAAGUAUAAUGGAAGUAAAGUAAAAGGGACACAUAUCAGACUGACUGUCCACUUAGAAGUAGCAAGAGAGCAGUAAGGUUCUAAAAAGUAGCUACAGGAAACAUGAAAUCUAGCAUGCUUGGUCAGGCCUGUUUGUUUAUUGUUUUUGUUUUUUUGAGUUUUGCAAGUGGAAGCAAUAAAUGUCAGGUCCUACAAUUGCCUGUAAAACUGAUUUAAAUUGUAAUUCAUAAACUGGCCACCAGAGGGCCAUCAAUUGAACCCUUAUUUAUUUUUUAAUUAAGACAUUGUAAUUUAAUACAGCUUUGAGUUUCAGAACUACAGUUUAUUCAUUUUUGUGCUGAUGCCAGAUAUAUUUUUGGUACAAAACCAGUGUGUCAUUUUCCAACGCUUGCCUCCAAGUUUUCAGGUUGGAGUUGGUAUAAGCUCAUAAGAAGUUUAGCAGAUGGUGUUUUGCAUUUUAUGACGUACGAAUACAAUUUAAUAUGAGUAGGAUGAUAUGAGAGCCUCUUUCUAUUAUGACACAUGUACUAAUUCUUUAUCUUAAUUAGUUCUGUGUGCUUUUCUUUGAUUUAUAGUUCCAGUUUAAAACUUGCAUACUGCACACAACAGUAUGUACUUAAUGUAGAGUGCAAAAACUCCUGUAU
This is a messenger RNA of Sinocyclocheilus grahami, 5312 nucleotides long. RefSeq names its product synaptopodin-like. Gene Ontology annotation, biological process: positive regulation of actin filament bundle assembly. The record is from RefSeq and is a predicted model, not a curated record. Lineage: Eukaryota; Metazoa; Chordata; Actinopteri; Cypriniformes; Cyprinidae. Gene Ontology annotation, molecular function: actin binding. Gene Ontology annotation, cellular component: nucleus; actin cytoskeleton; Z disc.